AUGUUCACAUUCACACCAUUACUCGGAGCCCAGUCCUCAUCCUCGAGAGCUUCGCAGUCGAUCUUGGAGCUCGAUGGUGGCAUCAAGAUCCUCGUGGAUGUUGGCUGGGACGAUACCUUCGAUACCCGGGACUUGGCCGAGCUUGAGAAACAUAUUCCAACUCUUUCCCUUAUCCUUCUGACUCACGCGACACCCGCGCAUAUCGGUGCCUUCGUUCACUGCUGCAGAACGUUCCCUCUCUUCACGCAAAUCCCAAUCUAUGCUACCAGCCCAAUCAUCGCGCUUGGCCGUACAAGUCUGCAAGAUCUCUACUCAUCAGCACCCCUUGCCGCUACUUUCCUCCCCCAGGCCUCCAUUUCAGAACCUGGCGCAUCCUCGGCCGCGUCGGCGGUAUUUUCGGCGGGAGAGAGUGAAGAAAAAUCCGAAGCUGCUGGCAGCACAGGGCGUGUUCUUCUUCAGCCACCUACGACUGAGGAAAUUGCCCGAUACUUUUCUCUCAUUCAGCCGCUUAAAUACUCACAACCUCAUCAACCUCUCCCAUCUCCGUUUUCGCCGCCCCUGGACGGGCUCACUCUUACUGCUUACAACGCUGGACAUACUGUCGGUGGAACGAUCUGGCAUAUUCAACAUGGGAUGGAGUCUAUCGUCUAUGCGAUGGACUGGAACCAGGCGCGCGAGAGCGUCGUUGCAGGUGCUGCGUGGUUUGGCGGUUCUGGAGCCAGCGGCACGGAGGUCAUUGAACAAUUGCGCAAACCCACAGCCUUGAUUUGUAGUACUAAAGGAGGCGAUAAGUUUGCGCUCUCUGGAGGUCGCAAAAAGAGAGACGAUCUGCUUCUUGAUAUGAUUCGAAGCAGUCUUGCGAAAGGUGGCACUGUUCUUAUCCCAACAGAUACUAGCGCCCGAGUAUUGGAGCUGGCGUAUGCACUCGAACAUGCUUGGCGCGAUGCCGCGGCGGGUGGAAAAGAUGAUGUCCUUCAAUCAGCCGGCCUAUAUCUGGCCGGAGGCAAGGUCAACACGACAAUGCGUCUUGCUCGAAGUAUGCUGGAAUGGAUGGAUGAAAACAUUGUUCGCGAGUUUGAAGCCGCCGAGGGCGUAGAUGGAGCUACCGGCCAGAAGACCGGGGGGCAAAGUCAGGAAAAGAGCAGCGGCAAGGGUGUUGGUCCCUUCACUUUCAAGCACCUCAAGACUGUGGAGCGCAAGAAGCGACUUGAAAAGCUUCUGGCCGACCAGGGACCCAAGGUCAUACUUGCAUCUGAUACCUCUUUGGCUUGGGGAUUCUCGAAAGAAUCACUGAAACGGGUUGCCGAAGGUCCAAACAACUUGCUUCUUUUGACCGACUCCUUCCGGAAGAAGGCAAUCGAGGGAGCGGGAAAUUUCUUCAAUAACAUUUCUCUUGGGGCCACUCUUUGGCAAUGGUACGAGGAGCGGAGGGAUGGCGUGGCACUCGAAAAGUCUUCGGAAGGGGAAUUACUUGAACAAGUUCACAGCGGCGGGCGUGAAUUGACAUGGACUGAUGUCCAGCGCGCGCCUUUGAAUGCAGGAGAACAAUUACUUUACCAGCAGUACCUGGCCACCAAGCGACAACUCCAGGAUGCCUCUCAAGCACGUGGGCAGGAAAAUCUUGAGAAUGCCGCGGAUGCCCUUGAUGAUCGGUCCAGCUCAACUUCCUCCGAGGAUUCUGACUCGGAACAACAAGGCCGCGUGCUUAACUUUUCGACUACACUUGCACAUUCGAAUCGCAGCAAACUGGCGCUCAGUGAUGAAGAUUUGGGUAUCAACAUUCUCCUCCGACGGAAAAACGUCUACGAUUACGAUGUCCGUGGCAAGAAAGGCCGCGAACGCAUAUUUCCGUAUGUUGCACCGAGAAAGAAAGGCGACGAAUAUGGAGAGUUUAUCCGUCCUGAGGAAUAUCUUCGAGCGGAAGAGCGUGAAGAUAUCGACGUACAGCAACGUCACUCUGAUGCUCAGACAAAGCUUGGCCAGAAGCGACGGUGGGACGAGAAUAUCGGCGCUGGCGGGCGUAAGCUUUCCGGCGGUGCUGCUGGAAACAAACGUCAACAACUUUCCAAAGAUGGCCAAAUAGUGGCGGCAGGUGCCGGUGAUGAUCUCAGUAUUGUCUCAGAUGGCGAUGGUGCUGAUGCUGCAGUAUCUUCCGAAGACGAAGCUGAUGGGCAGACGUUCGAGGGCCCAGCCAAGGCGAUUUAUAGCAAAGAGUCCGUCACGAUUAAUGCCCGCAUCGCCUUCGUUGACUUCACGGGCUUGCACGACAAACGCAGCUUAGAGAUGUUAAUUCCUCUUAUCCAGCCACAGAAGCUCAUCCUGGUCGGCGGAAUGAAAGAAGAAACAUUUGCAUUGGCAGCCGAGUGCAAGAAGCUCCUCGCUACUAAAAUCGGCGUUGACGCCUCGGCAGCCGUAGCGGAUGCAUCUGCCAUCAUUUUUACUCCUGAGAACGGCGAUACUGUUGAUGCAAGCGUCGACACGAACGCUUGGACUGUGAAGCUGAGCAACAACCUUGUCAGGCGACUUAACUGGCAGCAUGUUCGCAGCUUAGGCGUCGUUGCUUUGACAGCACAGUUGCGAGGGCCCGAGCCCCCUGCAGAUGAAGCUGGAGAUGGUGACGACGUCGAAACAGCUGGCAAGAAGGUCAAGCUAAUCAAAGAUGAAGCUGCCUCGUCCGCUUCUACGCCGAAUAUUGAGAGCAGCACUGAGAAGCCACAUGCAUUGCCUCUUCUCGAUACCCUGCCUACUAGCAUGGCUGCUGGCACCCGCUCCGUGGCCCGACCACUCCAUGUUGGCGACCUUCGUCUUGCUGACCUUCGCAAGCUCAUGCAAGCAGCAGGGCACACAGCGGAAUUCCGCGGUGAAGGAACUCUCUUGAUUGAUAAAUCAGUUGCAGUGCGGAAAUCCGGCACCGGUAAAAUCGAGAUCGAGGCCUCCGCCCAGGCGGCGGCAAACCAGGGUGCCUUGGGUCGUGGCGUUGGCAGUUUCCUUGCCGUAAAACGGAAGAUUUACGAAGGUUUAGCUGUUGUAACAGGAAGCUAG
Penicillium macrosclerotiorum is the source of this 3042-nucleotide messenger RNA. RefSeq names its product cleavage polyadenylation factor subunit CFT2. NCBI's taxonomy places the organism in Eukaryota, Fungi, Ascomycota, Eurotiomycetes, Eurotiales, Aspergillaceae. The record is from RefSeq and is a predicted model, not a curated record. Gene Ontology annotation, cellular component: mRNA cleavage and polyadenylation specificity factor complex. The transcript has 2 exons. Gene Ontology annotation, molecular function: RNA binding. Bases 1 to 3042 code for a protein of 1013 amino acids. Gene Ontology annotation, biological process: mRNA 3'-end processing by stem-loop binding and cleavage.